AUAAAAUCGAGAGCAAAAUUUGAGAUUUACAUGAUCAUUGUCAAUCUAUCGUUUGAGGUAAUAGGACAAAUUUGAGCAUUCAAGGUUUAUUUAAGUUCAGAAGCAGGAGUCCGAUUGUAAAGCUAAAACCAUGAUGAAAACGGUUCUAACGACUUUAGUUCUUCUCAAUUUGCUUAACUAUCAUGGAUCAACUAAUGUUGACUGCAAUUACGGCAUUAACUCAUUUUGGUCAGUUUUAAACAAAUACGAAUGUAAAGUUCAAAAUGAUCCGAAUAUCGACUCACCAGAAAAGGUUAAAAUUGAUGAAGUUACUGGAAAUCAUAGUGCAGGCAAAACCAACGGAGACGAAAUUUAUUUCCAUGCAGAAUCAAAAGUGAUUCAAUAUUUUCCACAAGGACUUAAUAGCAUCUUUCCAAAUUUGGUAGGAGUUCGAUUAUAUAACACUUCACUAAAAGGCAUUCAAAAGUCUGAUUUAAAAUCUUACAAAUAUUUAAAAUAUCUUUGUUUAAAUACUCAUGACAUCCAGGUCCUUGAAAAUGAUUUAUUUGACUUUAAUCCUAAUAUUGAAUAUGUUUUAUUUGCAAAUUGUAAAAUUGUCCACAUUGGUUUAAAUGUCUUUGAUAAUUUAAACAAACUUAAAGCAUUGUAUAUUGGCAGGAACCCAUGCACUGGAGAUUACUUCAAUAAUAAUGAAAAUGAUGUUAAAGAAAUCAUCAAAAAAUCUAAAAUUGAAUGUAAAGAUCCAGAUUUUGUAGUUCUAGAUACGGUUUAUACUGAAAUUUUUAACUUUACAAAAUAUUUGAAUCACCGAAAUUUUGCAAGCUUUCGUCGCAGUUUUUUGACUUUACAGUUGGUCUUUAAUAAUUCUGAAUAUUCAAAUUAUUGGCCAUUAAAAGAAAAGAUUCAAAAUUUAGGAAAAAUAAGCAUUUGGGAUUAUUUGCCAGACACAUGGUUUGCAACAAGCCCAACUGUUAAAACUAAAAUUGCUCAACUGACGACACCAAAAACUAUUCAAAAUUCAACAACAAGCUGCAAAAAAUGCUGCCAAUUUGAUGACUUUAAGUCUAAGAAUCAAAAAUUGUAUAAAAAUUUAAAUAAUUCACUUGAAAGUUUCAAAAUGUCCGUAACUGAAUCAUUGAAGAAAAUCGAUGAAAAAAUUGAUAAUGUCUUGAGUAUAGUUGAUGUUAAAAUCACAAAUUUGGAACAGCUUUUAAGUACCAAGAUUGAACAAAUUUUAAAAGAUAAAUUCGAUGAAGUUUUGAAGAGUCUUAUUCAUUAACAAGCCCUAAGACACAUCAAUUAAAUUGCUUAAUAAAG
Molecule: messenger RNA, 1317 nt
Organism: Chironomus riparius
Lineage: Eukaryota; Metazoa; Arthropoda; Insecta; Diptera; Chironomidae
Source: the annotation of a GenBank genome assembly